AUCUUCAGUUGUACAAAAAAUGUGAUUCUGUGAUGGUUGUGUUGAAAAACUCACGCAUCACAGGUGGUUGCGGAAGUAAUGUGAAUGUGAAAUUGUGAAUUAAUUGAUGAAACAUAAUUUCAUCAUUGAUACAAUUGUAGAAAAACUGUUCAUAAAAAUCAUCAAUUUAUUUUCAAGGUCAGAUUACCUAAGUAACCUAGAACCUAGAUUAGCAAGAUGAAAGCUGUCGACAGAUUGGCUGUUCUAUCGAGACACCUAUCAACUAAAAAUAAUCCAAAUUUGUGUUUGAAUAAUGUAGCUGCUGUAUACACCUACGAUAACCCUCAGUUCAAUUAUACAUUACCUAAUAGCAUAUUAUCGGAUGAACAACGUAAAUUUUAUGAUGAUAAUGGCUUCUUAGUCAUUGAAAAAUUGAUUCCCGAUGAACUCCUGGAUAAAUUUGCUCAACGAUUCGUCGACAUAUGUGAUGGAAAAAUUGACAAAGGCAAUAUGACCUUAAUGAAGGAUAUAUCACUAUCCAAAACAAAUGCCAAAGGUGAAUUCCUCUACAAUAAAAUUCAGCAUAUAUCUUUUGACGAAGUGUUUACCGAAUACAUGUUUUUUCCGCCUUUACUUGACAUUGUCGAAUGUUUUACUGGACCUAAUAUUAUGGCUGUGCAUUCAAUGUUAAUUAACAAACCUCCAGAUGUUGGAACCUUAUCGUCAAGGCACCCUGUACAUCAGGAUUUGUACUAUUUUCCAUUUCGACCUGCGAAAAGAAUUGUGGCUUCUUGGACAGCAAUGCAACGUAUUACUGCUGAAAAUGGGUGUUUAUUUGCAUUACCUGGUACUCAUAAAGGUGUACUGCAUCGACAUGAUUAUCCUGAGUGGGAAGGUAAUGUCAAUAAAAUGUAUCACGGUGUCCGAGGAUUCGACUCUCAUCCUAUUGUAAAUUUAGAGAUGAACAAAGGUGAUACCGUAUUUUUUCACCCAUUACUGGUUCAUGGAUCAGGACCCAACCUUACCAAAGGUUUUCGAAAAGCCAUAUCUUUUCAUUAUGCCGCUAGUGAAUGUGAAUACAUCGACGUUAAAGGAACGAUUCAGGAAAAUAUUGCCAAGGAAGUAUUGGAAACUGGGAAAAUCAAAGGAAUGGAUUUAGAUUAUUGUAUGUUGUGGAAAUUGAAAAGUCGUCUGGCUCGAGGAUCAGUAAUUAAUUUAUGAAAUUUCUCUUAUAAGUUGUCGUCACAAAUAUGUCCAUUUUCAUUCAAUUUAUAUAGUGAUCAUUCAAGCUCAAGUUACCUGAACAUGAUUAUAUUUUAUUGUACGAUUUCUGUGCGUAUUUCUUAAGUUUGUGAUACUUCUAUUGGUAUAUUAUUGGCGAGGUUUUAUGUUUUAUAAAUUUGUAUAUGUAUGCAUUUAAAAUAAUACAUAAAUGAUUUCAUUCA
Planococcus citri (citrus mealybug) is the source of this 1424-nucleotide messenger RNA. RefSeq names its product phytanoyl-CoA dioxygenase, peroxisomal-like. The record is from RefSeq and is a predicted model, not a curated record. Gene Ontology annotation, molecular function: phytanoyl-CoA dioxygenase activity. The transcript has 9 exons. The coding region runs from base 217 to 1200 and encodes 327 amino acids. Lineage: Eukaryota; Metazoa; Arthropoda; Insecta; Hemiptera; Pseudococcidae. Gene Ontology annotation, biological process: fatty acid alpha-oxidation.